Molecule: messenger RNA, 300 nt
Organism: Entrophospora sp. SA101
Lineage: Eukaryota; Fungi; Glomeromycota; Glomeromycetes; Entrophosporales; Entrophosporaceae
Source: the annotation of a GenBank genome assembly
AUGUUUCCUGCCCAAAAAUCAUUUGGAAUGCAUAUCAAUAAGGAGCUUAGGUGUAAUACCAAAGUAAUCCGGAAAUUAGAUGAGAAACAACGUGCACGUUCACCGAUUGAUUUUACGCACCGAGCUGUUGGAAUAUAUGAUUUCUUCAACCUUAAUAUUAACGAAGUAAUUCGACGGACAAAAAAACUUAGUCUUGGUAAUGAAUUAGACUUGUCUUUUCUUUUAAUGGAUGAAAGUCUAAUUGAUAGCGUUCUUGCAUAUGAAUAUAAUAUUCAUUAUUAUUAUCUCGAUAGACGAUGA